Molecule: messenger RNA, 6629 nt
Organism: Cercocebus atys (sooty mangabey)
Lineage: Eukaryota; Metazoa; Chordata; Mammalia; Primates; Cercopithecidae
Gene: TRAPPC9
Product: trafficking protein particle complex 9
Exons: 23
Coding region: 135-3581 (1148 amino acids)
Cellular component (GO): trans-Golgi network
Source: RefSeq, a predicted model, not a curated record
AGCGCCGGCUCGGCCACUAGUCGGAAGCGCCAGCCCCGAGCCGGGGAAGUGGCCGCAGAGGCUGCUCGGUCCCGCUGCCCGCCAGGUCGUGGGCUCCCGCUCCGGGCCCGGGGCCACCGGCUGUGGACUUCAAAAUGAGCGUCCCUGACUACAUGCAGUGUGCUGAGGACCACCAGACACUGCUCGUGGUGGUCCAGCCUGUGGGCAUCGUCUCCGAGGAGAACUUCUUCAGGAUCUAUAAGAGGAUUUGCUCUGUGAGUCAGAUCAGCGUGCGGGACUCCCAGCGAGUCCUCUACAUCCGCUACAGGCACCACUAUCCACCCGAGAACAACGAGUGGGGAGACUUCCAGACCCACCGCAAAGUCGUGGGCCUCAUCACCAUCACCGACUGCUUCUCAGCCAAGGACUGGCCGCAGACCUUCGAGAAGUUCCACGUGCAGAAGGAGAUCUACGGCUCCACGCUGUAUGACUCCCGGCUGUUUGUCUUUGGGCUGCAGGGGGAGAUCGUGGAGCAGCCGCGCACCGACGUGGCCUUCUACCCCAACUACGAGGACUGCCAGACAGUGGAGAAGAGAAUCGAGGACUUCAUCGAGUCACUGUUCAUUGUGCUGGAGUCCAAGCGUCUGGACAGAGCCACAGACAAGUCUGGGGAUAAGAUCCCCCUUCUCUGUGUCCCGUUUGAGAAAAAGGAUUUUGUAGGACUGGACACAGACAGCAGACAUUACAAGAAGCGGUGCCAAGGCCGCAUGCGGAAGCACGUGGGGGACCUGUGCCUGCAGGCAGGGAUGCUGCAGGACUCCCUGGUACAUUACCACAUGUCAGUGGAGCUGCUGCGUUCUGUGAAUGACUUUCUGUGGCUUGGAGCUGCCCUGGAAGGAUUGUGUUCGGCUUCUGUCAUCUAUCACUAUCCUGGCGGAACCGGUGGGAAGAGUGGAGCUCGGAGGUUCCAGGGCAGCGCACUUCCUGCUGAAGCAGCCAACAGACACCGGCCAGGGGCCCAGGAAGUUCUCAUUGAUCCAGGUGCCCUCACCACCAAUGGCAUCAAUCCUGACACCAGUACUGAGAUCGGACGUGCUAAGAACUGCCUUAGCCCUGAAGACAUAAUUGACAAGUAUAAAGAGGCGAUUUCCUAUUACAGCAAGUAUAAGAAUGCGGGAGUGAUUGAGUUGGAAGCAUGCAUCAAGGCCGUACGUGUCCUUGCAAUUCAGAAACGGAGCAUGGAAGCGUCAGAAUUUCUUCAGAAUGCAGUUUACAUUAACCUUCGACAGCUUUCUGAGGAGGAGAAAAUUCAGCGCUACAGCGUCCUCUCCGAGCUCUACGAGCUGAUCGGCUUCCAUCGCAAGUCUGCGUUCUUCAAGCGCGUGGCCGCUAUGCAGUGCGUGGCCCCAAGCAUCGCAGAGCCUGGGUGGAGAGCCUGCUACAAACUCCUCCUGGAAACGCUCCCCGGCUACAGUCUGUCACUGGAUCCCAAGGAUUUCAGCAGAGGCACGCACAGAGGCUGGGCUGCGGUCCAGAUGCGUUUGCUCCAUGAACUGGUCUACGCCUCCCGAAGGAUGGGGAACCCAGCCCUCUCUGUCAGACACCUGUCCUUCCUUCUACAGACCAUGCUGGACUUCUUGUCGGAUCAGGAAAAGAAAGAUGUGACCCAAAGCCUAGAGAACUAUACGUCCAAGUGUCCUGGGACCAUGGAACCCAUCGCCCUCCCUGGCGGCCUCACCCUGCCGCCGGUACCCUUCACCAAGCUUCCCAUCGUCAGGCAUGUGAAACUGUUGAAUCUCCCUGCCAGCCUCCGGCCACACAAAAUGAAGAGCUUGCUGGGCCAGAAUGUGUCGACCAAAAGUCCCUUCAUCUAUUCACCAAUUAUCGCACACAACCGUGGAGAAGAGCGGAACAAGAAAAUAGAUUUCCAGUGGGUUCAAGGAGAUGUGUGUGAAGUUCAGCUGAUGGUGUAUAACCCAAUGCCGUUUGAACUUCGGGUUGAAAACAUGGGGCUGCUCACCAGCGGAGUGGAGUUUGAGUCUCUCCCUGCGGCGCUUUCUCUUCCGGCUGAAUCUGGUCUGUACCCAGUGACACUCGUCGGGGUCCCGCAGACAACUGGAACGAUCACUGUGAACGGUUACCAUACCACGGUCUUCGGCGUGUUCAGUGACUGUUUGCUGGAUAACCUACCGGGAAUAAAAACCAGUGGCUCCACAGUCGAAGUCAUUCCCGCUUUGCCAAGACUACAGAUCAGCACCUCUCUGCCCAGAUCUGCACAUUCAUUGCAACCUUCUUCUGGUGAUGAAAUAUCUACUAAUGUAUCUGUCCAGCUUUACAAUGGAGAAAGUCAACAACUAAUCAUUAAGUUGGAAAAUAUUGGAAUGGAACCACUGGAGAAACUGGAGGUCACCUCGAAAGUUCUCACCACUAAAGAAAAAUUGUAUGGUGACUUCUUGAGCUGGAAGCUGGAAGAAAUCCUUGCUCAGUUCCCUUUGCAGCCUGGGAAGGUGGCCACGUUCACAGUGAACAUCAAAGUGAAGCUGGAUUUCUCCUGCCAGGAGAAUCUCCUGCAGGAUCUCAGUGAUGAUGGAAUCAGUGUGAGUGGCUUUCCGCUGUCCAGCCCUUUUCGGCAGGUCGUUCGGCCCCGAGUGGAGGGCAAACCUGUGAACCCACCCGAGAGCAACAAAGCAGGUGACUACAGCCACGUGAAGACCCUGGAAGCUAUCCUGAACUUCAAAUACUCUGGAGGCCCGGGCCACACUGAAGGAUAUUACAGGAACCUCUCCCUGGGGCUGCAUGUAGAAGUCGAGCCAUCUGUAUUUUUCACCCGAGUCAGUACUCUCCCAGCAACCAGUACCCGGCAGUGUCACCUGCUCCUGGAUGUCUUCAACUCCACCGAGCAUGAGCUGACCAUCAGCACCAGGAGUAGCGAGGCGCUCAUCCUGCAUGCCGGCGAGUGCCAGCGAAUGGCUAUUCAAGUGGACAAGUUCAACUUUGAGAGUUUCCCGGAGUCCCCUGGGGAGAAGGGGCAAUUUGCAAACCCCAAGCAGCUGGAGGAAGAGCGGCGGGAAGCCCGAGGCCUGGAGAUCCACAGUAAGCUGGGCAUCUGCUGGAGAAUCCCGUCCCUGAAGCGCAGUGGCGAGGCGAGUGUGGAAGGACUCCUGAACCAGCUCGUCCUGGAGCACCUGCAGCUGGCGCCUCUGCAGUGGGAUGUGCUGGUGGACGGACAGCCGUGUGACUGUGAGUCUGCGGCGGCCUGCCAGGUAGGCGACCCCGUGCGCCUGGAAGUGCGGCUGACCAACCGGAGCCCGCGCAGCGUAGGGCCCUUCGCCCUCACCGUGGUCCCCUUCCAGGACCACCAGAAUGGCGUGCACAACUACGACCUGCACGACACCAUCUCCUUCGUGGGCUCCAGCACCUUCUACCUCGACGCGGUACAGCCAUCUGGCCAGUCGGCCUGCCUUGGGGCCCUCCUCUUCCUCUACACGGGCGACUUCUUCCUCCACAUCCGCUUCCACGAGGACAGCACCAGCAAGGAGCUGCCACCCUCUUGGUUCUGUCUGCCCAGCGUGCACGUGCGCGCCCUGGAGGCGCAAGCCUGAGCCCGCCCACUUCCGUCCCUGUUUCUGCAGGGCCAGAGGUGACGCAGCCUGGCCUCCCACACCCCCUGCAAUGAGCAAGGCCUUCACUGCAGCCCUGUCUCCCCCUCCUUCCCCAACCCCCACCCAACCCUCUCCUCCCAUUCCUCCUGUAGCAUCUUUGCUGGGCUACGCAGAAGCCCCCAGACGUGGCAGCCCCACCCCGUGCCACACCCCUUCCCACACUGUUCCCUGGACUAUACACAGGCCGCAGCAGAGGAAACCCCAGAGUGGGUGCCCAUUCAGCCCAGGUCCCAGGAUCCCUGCAUCCGUUUAUGUGACCUGGGGCCCCAGCCUUGCUGUGCUGCUCACCCCAGCAGAGGGACCUCCCUCAUCCAGCCACUUCCCUUUGGCCAUAGAAAGAAACGGUGAGCAUGAGGCUGGGUGCAGCCUGAGGGCGUGGGCAGCUUCCCUCCCUCCCUGGGCCUUGGAAUCCCCCAAGCCUGGUUUUCUUCCUGGAGACCCCCUUGGGCAACUUGGCAGGAGAGAUGGUGCCGUAGGUGGUCAUGGAUGGUUGACACCAAGAGAGGCCUUCCACCCAUGGUGGGCAAAUGUCCAGGCCUGGGCUGCCAGCCCAGGGCUGUUUCUGGGUGCUCCCUGGCCCCAGGGUGGUGUCUGGGUACCGUGGCUAUGUGUGUCCAUGUCUGUGAGCAGUUCUUCAAUAAAUGGCCUGCCUCCUCCUCCUCCCUGCCUCCCUGCAUCUGCUGGCCCAGUGCAGUCCAGGGCCCCCACCCAGCCCGUCAGCCCCCACCUCAGGUGGCUGGCUUCCCAGCAGAAGCCGGACCCAGGAAGGGACGGGUUCUGAGUUCGAGAUCCUGCAUAAGCAAACCCUGAGACAGGAAUCUGGGCACCAGCAGCUUGUCUGGGAGGUGGAGGGGAGCCCCUCAGGGGAGGGAGAUCACCCAUGAAGGAGUGUGACUGGGCCCGAGCUGCCGCCACAGUGGGCAGCUGGCCCUGCGUUCCUCAGGGAGAACAGGAGAGAGAAAGCACACGGCUCACAUCUCCCUUGAGGGCCAGAGCUGGGGGGUGUCUACACCACCCGCAAGAGUCCUGGCCUGGGGGCAGGCUCCUGGCUGUGUUGACCCUUGGCUCUCCAGUUCCCGGGAAGGAUAAACAGCCCUUGGUCCCCAGCAGAUGUCAGGCUUGUCAGGCAUCCACUGGGCACUGAAAGUCCCAUGGAGUGUUGGGGACAGAGAGCAAGGCUUCCUCAAGGCCACUUGGCCAAACAGGCAGAGCCAGGAAGUGGCUGCCCUGGCCCCCUAUGCGGCAGAGUCGUGUUGGCAUCAGGAGGCCUGCAGGGCUGAGGGAGCUUCUGGAGGACCUGAAGCCCCAGACCCAAACCUCCCUUGCUGGGAGCAGGGUCACCCUGUGGCCUCCGGCCUGAGGAGCAGGUUUUUCUUCCAUCUAUGUCCUCCUGUUGUUGCCCAGUGAAUGAUGGGAGCACUCUGUGAAUGAUGGGAGCACUCUGUGAAUGGUGGGAGCACUCUGUGAAUGAUGGGAGCACUCUGUGAUGUGGUGUGGGCUGGGGGCAUGUGGGGGCAGCUGUCCAGUGGCCCUCAGUCCCUGGAGCUCAUUCAGCAUCUGCUCGAGGCUCCCCAGGGAAGGCAGCCCCCAGAAGGUCUGGCUGCAGUAGUGGGUGGGGACCCCAGGGCGGUCUCUUCAGCCCUUCCCUUCAGGACGCAUCAGUGUAGUUGAGGGCCUGGACACUUGGGCUGUUUCUGAAUGGAACAAACAGCAUCCAUGUGUGUCAACCUCAACAGAGCCCAAAACUAUGCCAUUGAAUGAAACAACACUUUGCAGGAUGAUGGGCGCAGUGCAACCCCACUUGUGUAGACAGUGUGCCCCCCAAAUUAUAAAUUUUAUAUACCUCCGAACGUGUCUAUAACAACAUGUUUAAAGGUAGAAAGGAUACACAUCCCCUGUAGAAGAGUGACCUCAACUGGGGUUGCAAUUGACAUCUCAUCUGAUGUCACAGUGAGGGUGCUGGUCACCGGGGACUUGAGUAACGUACUUUCCCUUCAAAAGCACAAGAGAUGAAGAUACAGGUACACACAUGCUACAGAUAUAGAUCCAGCCAUAGAUCCAGAUUAGAUAUAGUUGCAUAUAGAAGCCUAGAAAAGCCAAUAUGGAAAACUCUGCUAGGUCUGAUUCUGAGUGGCAAGCAUAUUGGUGACUGUAAUUCUUUUUUGCAGUUUUCUAUAUUUUUUAGUUUCUCCAAAUACAAAAAAUACCCACAACAGUUACCAGAGAAAAUGCUGGAUGCCACAAGAAGAAAGAAUGUCAAGGGGCAGGAGGCAAAGUUGUCUUCUUGGAGGAGAGAGUGUUAGAAAUAACCCAGACCUCCUGGAAAAUGACCCAAAUACAGCCUGACUGUGUCAGCCGCAGGCCCUUCCCCAGCCCCAGGGCACCCUUUCUGUCCCAGUAGAGAAGGUGACCUGGAGUCAGGUCUUGUGUGUGCUCCAAGCAUUUGGAGCUUUACCAUGGGAUGUGGGGAGCCAGGGGUGUUUUUUGCUGGCAUUUCUGUGGCUGGGUCAUUCUGGCUGUGGAGCUGUGUUCGUGGGCAAUGGCUGAGAUGGAGGACCUGAGGCAGGUGUCUCAGUGACAGCACAGUAUCCUCCAGCCUCUUCCAGGGCCCCAUGCUGCUGGCUACCUGGCAAUACAGUCCAGCGGUUGCUGCUUCUCUAGGACCCUGGUGCAUUCAGAAACCUCCUGAAGGCCAGCGCAGGGUAAACCAAGAAUAGACCAUGUCCAUUUCACUUCACUAGCUGAGCGGGUUGGUUUUGCCCUUCUGAUCCUUGGUCCCUCAGGGCAGGACAGGCCUGCAGUGACCCCAUAAUCAUGCAACCGUCAUGCUCUGUCAUCUGAAAUUCACAAGGAAGGCAAGGAUUCAAAGGAAGAUGUCUGAGAUGCUGAAUUCCAGCUCAGCCACUUGCCAAUUCCUUGACCUUGGACAAGUUACUUAAAUUAAGCCUUGAUUUUUUUCAUCUGAAUAAAUAGAUAUACAAAUACUUA